Molecule: messenger RNA, 1713 nt
Organism: Dothidotthia symphoricarpi CBS 119687
Lineage: Eukaryota; Fungi; Ascomycota; Dothideomycetes; Pleosporales; Dothidotthiaceae
Product: DUF300-domain-containing protein
Exons: 3
Coding region: 101-1372 (423 amino acids)
Biological process (GO): transport
Molecular function (GO): transporter activity
Source: RefSeq, a predicted model, not a curated record
UGGGAAUCGGCAGUUGGAAGAACGGAGAUACAACCCACUCCCGGUCUCUUUCGCCUGCCUUUCAUCGAGUCUUCAUCGGACCGCUCACACUCAACGUGGAAUGAAUCCCUUUCCAGAUCUCAGGAAGAAAGAAGAGUGUGAGAGCAGCCAAUUCGAACAUGAAACCACAAACCUAGAAAAGGCAGUGUAUGGGUCAUUGACUGCUCAUCAUAUUGGUCUCAUCGUUGCUGCGACAUCGUGCAUAAUUGCAGUGUCCAUUGCCUGCUUUCUUAUAUUGCGACAUGCGACGCACUACCUAAAACCGUACGAACAAAAGCAUAUCAUCCGCAUUCUUGUUAUGGUUCCGAUAUAUGCUGUGGUUUCAUUCCUUAGCUACGUCUUCUACCACCAAGCUGUCUACUUCAAUGCCCUGCGCGAUUGCUACGAAGCCUUCGCCAUCGCGAGUUUCUUCACUCUCAUGUGUCAUUACAUUGCGCCUGACCUCCACGAGCAAAAAGCAUACUUCAGGAGCAUACAACCAAAGAACUGGGUCUGGCCGCUCAACUGGAUCCAGAAGUGCACCGGUGGCGAGAAGACAGGAUGGCUGAGAAGGCCAUGCAGCGGGCUGACAUGGUUCAACAUCGUAUACAUCAGUGUCUUUCAGUACUGCAUCAUUCGUCCGCUGUUCACACUCGUUGCUGUUGUCUCUCACUCUCAAAGCCGCUACUGCCAGGGUUCCAGGGACCCUCGAUAUGCACACGUAUGGGUAGCAGGGUUCGACGCGAUCUCUGCCAUGGUCGCCAUGUACUGCAUGGUACAGUUCUAUGUCCAACUGAGGCAAGAUCUUGCACCAUACCGGCCCUUUCUCAAAGUUCUCUGCAUCAAACUUGUGAUAUUUUUCUGUUUCUGGCAAACCUGCAUCCUCUCCCUUGUGACCUCGAAGGGCGGACCCGUUAAGUCAACGGAGUACUUUGCUGGACCAGAUAUUCGAGUUGGCUAUCCAGCGAUGUUGAUCUGCGUGGAGAUGAUCAUUUUUGCAACCAUGCAUACAUUCGCCUUCUCCUGGAAGCCUUACGAUCUUGAGAGCGAGAAGUCACUUACCAGCUCAGAGCAUAGCUCUUCCUCCUACCCCCAGGUUUAUGAUCGCGGCCCAGCUGGGGCCCUCCUCGACGCACUAAAUCCGUGGGACAUCAUCAAGGCCUGCGGUCGUGGUUUUAGAUGGCUCUUUGUCGGCGUACGGCGUCGCAAAACCGAUUCCUCGUAUCAGAUCACAGAAGUCAAUCUAAUGGCAACAACGAGCGACUCGACACCAAUGAGAACUCGCACGACAGCACGCUCUGAUCCAACACACUGUCGUAAGCGCCAACACAUGGACAGAAACACACGAGCCUGAACGUUCUCAGGUAGGAGCAUUGAACGCGACUUGUACAUUAUCCUUGCGACAUGUCAUCCUCCAUCAUGGAAGCGUGGCCGUGACGCGACUCUCACGCUCUUGAACCCAGUCCUGACCUUGGCAGCCCGAACUGCUGCUCGGCUCAAGAAAUGGGGUUCGGAGCUGGUAGAUCAUUAUCACAGAUUGUAUACCAUGACAAGAUGCUUGGCUUUUGGGAAAUACAAGCUAAACCAGACAUCGGCGUGAGACAAAGAGUCUGAAAAUAGAGUUCAAAUGCGUUUUCGAGAUCAGUGUAUAUGUAUCUCAACCGUGUAUAAGAUUGGCCUCAACAAUAAUUUACU